AUGCCAAAAGGAAGCUUACCUGAAGAAGCUCUGAAAGAAGUACAAUAUCGGACACCCCGUGCUGCUGGUAUGGGAAAAAAGAGCGCCCAGCCUUAUGUACGCCACGAUAUGUACAUUCUAUUUAUAACAUUUUGUACUACACCCUGCGCUGCUGGCAUGGGGAAGAAGAGUGUCUGGCCUUUACAUCGCUGCAGCGUACACAUUUUGUUCUUUUAUGGGAGAUGUACCACGCGACUGAUGGUCGAGUUGAGGUCAAUUUUGGCCGAGAAUGAUAGAACCCCCGAAAAUCCACCUUCAUAUGAUGAACAAUCACGCAAAAUUGAGAAUGAGGAGGAACCUAACUCAACUGUUGAAGAAUUAACAUUUGAGCCACAUAUUGGCACAUUACUUUUUCCAUAUAGAAAAGUUCUUGAAGAAAUGCGGAGUCAUCACGUAGAACAAGAAUCACAACGAGCCCAACACUUAUCUCAUAUGCUUAAGUGGUCUGUUGUGGACCAUUCUCUGUUCAAUGACUUCGAAUUUGUUAUCAGACCGGCCAUUAACAUGCCUUUAUUGGAAUCUGUUCUUAUGGAAACCAAAAUAAACGGAUUCAUCAUGCGUUUAUAA
Messenger RNA from Rhizophagus irregularis DAOM 181602=DAOM 197198, 606 nucleotides. RefSeq lists its product as uncharacterized. The record is from RefSeq and is a predicted model, not a curated record. NCBI's taxonomy places the organism in Eukaryota, Fungi, Glomeromycota, Glomeromycetes, Glomerales, Glomeraceae.